Hydra vulgaris (swiftwater hydra) is the source of this 714-nucleotide messenger RNA. NCBI's taxonomy places the organism in Eukaryota, Metazoa, Cnidaria, Hydrozoa, Anthoathecata, Hydridae. The record is from RefSeq and is a predicted model, not a curated record.
AUUUUAUAACAGUCAAAAACGAUCUAAAAAAAGUGAAGCACAGAUUAUGGCUUUGGAAAAGCGGAAGCUUGACAUGCUACUUGACAAUGUUGAUGCUCCCAGAGCAUUGAUGCUUCCAAUAAUUAGUGAUGUUCCUAAAACAAAACACUGUGGUGCACCGAAGUUAAGCAAACUAUCUUGUUUAGAAGCAAUUUUGAUUGAACAAAAGAAACUUCUUUUUGAACAAAAGAAGACCAACAAACUGUUGUCUGAAAUUUUGCGCCCAAUAGAAAAAGAAUCUGUAAAUAAUGAUAAUGCCGUGUAUACUGGUUUUGAUGCCGAAUUUAAAUUGCACGACAUUCAAAAACGAGAACCAUGUAGCUUUGCAAGAAAAUUUAUUUUGUUGCGAUUCGGAAAGGAGUUUACUUGCACGCAUAUUUGUGAACCAAACGGACCUACUGCACGCAUUCAUAUGGAGAAUGAAGAAAUUCAGGAAGUUAAAGGUGCACUUGACAAAGUGUUUACGUCUUACAACUGGCGUGUUGUUCGGGCGAGUAUUAAUCAAUUUUUCCGAGACAAUAAAAGUAGUACAAAAGUUUGAAGACUAAACAAAUGAGUGACAUUUUUCUUGUGGUGUGGGGUUGUCAGCGUUUUUCGCUUAUCCCCCCCCCCCCCCAUUCUAUCUGUAAUGUGUUUUGUAUGUUUUGUGUGUUAAAUAAAUACACCAUCUUAUUU